Molecule: messenger RNA, 1443 nt
Organism: Paramecium pentaurelia
Lineage: Eukaryota; Ciliophora; Oligohymenophorea; Peniculida; Parameciidae
Source: the annotation of a GenBank genome assembly
AUGGGAGCAGCUUGUAAAAAAGAUGAAAUAGAAAUUAAGAAUCUUUAUUCAUUAUAUUUAAGAGUGAGUAAAUAAAAACUACCUGACUAACUUGCAAUUGAAUUGCAUUCAAUUCGUACAAAGCUUAUUAAAGAUAAAAUACCAAAACAAUGUUAAUUAAUUUAUAAUAUACUCCUUAAUAAUAUAAAGGAAGAAGCAAUUUAAUAGGCUCAAAGAAUUAAAUUCUAGUAAGUUUAAAAAUUAGAUCACUCUAACAUUUAGAAUGAUAAGUUAGAUUAACUUUUUUGUAUUAGUUUCAGAUUUUUAAAUUUUGAAGAGCUUAGAAAAUAUAUUGAAAUUGAUGAUUUCAAUAAUAAUAGCAAUAAUUGUCAAAUUAUUAACUUAUUUAAUGCAACUGAUAUUUAUUGUAAGAAGGUUAGAUUAUUUCUAUCCAGAAUAAGCCCAAAAUAUUAUAUGUACUUUUAUUCUUUACUUUGGAAAUAAUAUAAAUAAAAUGUUGAUGUCUUGAGCAAUAUUUUCUCUUUUGAUUUCAUUAAUAAUGAUAAAUUUCAAAAGAUCCCAUUUAAUUUUACUUUCUAGCAAUUCAUGUAUAAAAUAUGGGGAAACAAUAUUCAACCCUAUAUAAAUAAAAUUUAAAUAAGGGAUUUGCUAUAUAAUAAAAAAAAUGAUGAAUUAAAUUAAUAUUUCGAUGAUUUUAUUGAGAUUUCAAUCAAUGAACAUUAAUUGGAAUAUUCUGGAAAUAUUGGACUUACUCAUUCAAAGGGAUUCAAAAUUUUUCUAAAUUAACUAUUGGAAUUAUUAUAUGAAGAAUUUGAUAUAGGAUGUAAUAAAAAUCUUGAAGAUAUUAUUUAAUAUGUUAAGAAUAAUAGAUUUUUAAAUUAGUAAUUAAAUGAGUAAAUACUUAUUCAUUAUAUAUACCCAUAAAUUUUUGAAUAUAUUGAAUCAUAAUUAUCUAUGAUGUUAAAAGAAUAAUUCAAAGUUACUAAACAAUAUUUAAAAGAAUAAAUAAUUCAAGAUAAAGUAUCAAAUAAUACUCUAUCAAAAUUAUUGUUAGAAGAGGAUGAUGAAAAUUACACUAAAACAUCAAAUAUCUUAUCUUCUUAAUGCAAAACAAAUUAUACAUCUUCUUUAAAAGCAAAUUACUUAUCAAUUUAAAAUCAAGAUGAAACUACAUUUUUUAAUUAUGAAAAUAAUAAAUGGGAAUAUUUUACUAAUGUAUAACACUCAAGUUAUUUGAAUAUCGUUGAAUAAAGCAAUAAAGUAGAAGAAGUAAAGUAAAGGAUAGAUGAAAGAUCUAAUAAAUUAUUUAAGAAAUUUAGACUAGAAACAGUUAAACAAUAAGAUUUUGCUGUUUAAUAUAUAAACAUUAUGUUUGAUUACACUCAUAUAAAUAAAAAAGAAGAGAUAUCAGACUUAAUAUUUUAACUUAACUUGUUUUAUUGA